UGGCCCCGCCAUGGUGGAGUACUAUGAGUUGCUGGGCAUCCCCCGCAGCGCCUCUGCAGACGACAUCAAGAAAGCGUACCGGCGGGCGGCGCUGCGGUGGCACCCGGACAAGAACCCCGAGGAGAAGGACUUCGCCGAGCGGAGGUUCAAGGAGAUCGCGGAGGCCUACGAAGUGCUGUCGGACCAGAGCAAGCGAGACCUGUACGACCGCUACGGCAAGAACGGGCUCCUGGGAGCUGGGACGGGUGACCCCCGGGCCCGGACAGGCGCUCCAGGCUUCACCUUCACCUUCCGUGGGGCGGAUGAGGUCUUCAGGGAGGUCUUUGGAGGCCGGGAUCCUUUUGCUGACUUGUUUGAUGUCUUCUCAUCCUUCGGCUCCGACGCAGGAGUCGGCUUCCGCUCCGUCUCCAGCUCCACCACCUUCGUCAACGGCAAGCGCGUCACCACCAACAGGAUCGUGGAGAACGGACAGGAGCGGGUGGAGGUGGAGGAGGAUGGGGAGCUGAAAUCGGCCCAACUCCUACGCGAUGCAGGCGGUGCAGCGGCUCCAAGCCACCAGGAGCUGCCCGACCUCCGGAGCUGUACCCCCGGGUCUCCAGCGCCGCGCCGCAGCCCCAGCGUCGCCUCCUCCUGGGGCCUGCCCGAGGACGAGGACCGGGAUGUGCAGCACAGUGCACCCUGCAGCCUGUCCGGGAUGGAGGAUGUGGGGCAGCCCCGAGCCAGUGCCAAGAAGUGGUGGGGCAGCACGUGGCGGCUGUGCAACGGGCUCGGCGGGGCGCCUGGCACGCCCCGGGAGCCCCCGGGCAGACCCAGCGGGGCUGAGAGCCCUGGCGGUGGGGACAGCAUGUGGGAGUGGGAGGAGAAGGCGGCCGCGGCGCUGAAGGGGGGGAGCAGUGCCGGAGCCGGCAGGGCCCGGGCUGCUCCCCACGAGACCGAGUCGGUGCCCGACGAGCCUGAGUUCAGCCUCAGCGACAUGUGCAAGGCGCUGGCCGAGAUCGAGUCGGGUCCUGAGGACACGGAGUCUGUGGUGUGCGGCAUCCUGUGACCCCCUACCCCAGGCGCUGGGAGCCCUGGGGCUGAGCCCAGGCCAGGCCAGGCCGUGGAGUAAAGG
Messenger RNA from Gavialis gangeticus (Gharial), 1111 nucleotides. Its product is annotated as dnaJ homolog subfamily B member 2-like. The coding region runs from base 11 to 1045 and encodes 344 amino acids. Gene Ontology annotation, molecular function: Hsp70 protein binding; ATPase activator activity. Gene Ontology annotation, cellular component: endoplasmic reticulum membrane; cytosol. The transcript has 7 exons. NCBI's taxonomy places the organism in Eukaryota, Metazoa, Chordata, Crocodylia, Gavialidae. Gene Ontology annotation, biological process: positive regulation of proteasomal ubiquitin-dependent protein catabolic process; protein refolding. The record is from RefSeq and is a predicted model, not a curated record.